CAAUUAUCAAGGCAAAGUAGGUUGAUAAGAUAAUGCAAUCAAGUCAUUUUCAUUUUGGGUGAUGCCUUUAAUAUAUGAAUAUUUGUAUAUUUUAAGGAACAGCAGUUGUACAAAAGGACACUUAUUGAAACACUUUCAAUAUGGGAAAUUAUUCCUCGUCUAGGCCAUCUUUGAUGGAGGAGCCAUGGAGACAACCAUCCCACUGGUAUGACAGGCUUGAAAAUUCAAUUCGUAGUGAAAUUGACGACAUCAAACCAAAAGAGAAAGCAAAUAUUGUAUUUGUUGGACCAAUUGGAGCAGGAAAAUCAUCAUUUAUCAAUUCAAUUUUAACUGUUGCCAACAGACAUAAAGUCGAAUAUGCGCCGGUUAAGAAAGGAAGCAAGAGUUGUACAGUUAAAUAUGUGAAUUACAAAGACAACAUAAUGCUUGAAAACUUUCAAUGGAAAGAUUGUAUGGGGAUAGAACAAGGUGAAGAAGACGGGUUUAAUACAAAAGACAUCAUAGCUGUUCUUAAAGGACAUGUAAAAGUUGGUUAUGAGUUUAACCCACGCACACCAAUUUCGAAAGAUGAUAGGUUUUACCGUGAAAAUCCACAGUAUAAACAUCAGGCCCAUUGCGUUGUUUUUGUAGUUGAUGGCAAUGCCAUACAGCAACACAUGCCACGAAACUUUUCAAAGAAAAUAAAAGAAAUGCAGGAAGAAAUAAGGCGGUUACAUAUACCACGGGUACUUAUAUUGACGAAAGCUGAUUUACUUUGCAAGGAAGUAUACAAGAACAACGAAGUUAUGUUCCGAAGCUGGCUCGUUAAAGAAGCUGUUAAGACAGCAAGUGAUAUAUUUAACAUUCCUGAAGCCUCGAUACACCCAGUCACGAAUUAUGAAAGAACAUAUGAUAUGACCUGGAAGUACAACAUACCAAUUCUUCUUGCUUUAACGCAAAUAUUACAUUAUGCAGAUCACAAGAUUGAAGACGAUCUUCAGAACAGCGACAGUGACAGUGAAUAAACAAAUGAGUUUUCAAAAACAA
Ruditapes philippinarum (Manila clam) is the source of this 1026-nucleotide messenger RNA. RefSeq names its product interferon-induced protein 44-like. The transcript has 6 exons. Gene Ontology annotation, molecular function: GTP binding. Lineage: Eukaryota; Metazoa; Mollusca; Bivalvia; Venerida; Veneridae. The record is from RefSeq and is a predicted model, not a curated record. The coding region runs from base 141 to 1004 and encodes 287 amino acids.